AGUUUAAGUUAUAUAUUUUACAAACUACAUAGUGAAGGUAUGUCGAGUAACGAGUCUGAUAGUUGCGUAAAUUCGUCAGAAAGCUCGAGUAAGAUUGACACAAGGUCUGAUGGCGAUACAAGUACUUCGGGAUCAGAAUACCAUGUUGUGGCAUCGCAUAAUUUUGCCUAUGACGAUGAACCUCUGGCAGAACCAGGCCAAGAUGUAGAUAUUAUCCCUUACAACGCAGACGGAAUACCACCAUCAGUACUGGAAGAGAGAAGCGACGGCAGAAUACCUCUAAAUCAGUGGUAAGUAUAUGCCUUGUUGACAUUUGAGUGAUUUGAUUGCAUGCAUGCGAAUUCCUGAUGUUCUCAAUUGUGAUUCAGUAAUGCAUAUCGUAUAAUAACGAGCCACUUAGGAGCUUGUUCAAAACAUUUGUGCGGUGAACAAGGCAAUGGGUUUGUUGGAUAUUCCUAGUGCACAUAUUUAUAUUUGUGAAUCAGUAUCGCCUUUCUAGACUUUCCACUAGUUGUACCAAUGGCAAUGGCAAUGACAGAACAUUGUCUUUGAUCAAACUUUAUAUAUAGGUUGAAUGUUUAAUGUAAAGUCACUGUGUGUAUUUACUAUUUUGCAAUAUCUGUAUGAUUUGUAUACUAUAUUACAGCUGGAAAAUAUAUACAAGUUUAACUAAUUUUGAUAGGUGCAGUUGCCAAUGUUGCCAGACAGAAUUGCUGGAGGGAGUUGUGGAAUAUCGGUGUUGUAAAGAAAUGACACCAGCCUUACAAAUAAUGACAUUCGAUGGAAGCAUUGAACGAAUUAGCUGCAUCACACAACAUGAGGAUUUCGGGCCAAUGACACACAGGGCUGUGCUUGAAAAUGUUGGACCACUACUCAAAGACAGAAAUGGUCGUUCCUAUCGAAGACGUACAUCACAAUCUUUGAACCAGUAA
Molecule: messenger RNA, 932 nt
Organism: Paramuricea clavata
Lineage: Eukaryota; Metazoa; Cnidaria; Anthozoa; Malacalcyonacea; Plexauridae
Source: the annotation of a GenBank genome assembly